GCCCGAUUCCUUAACCGCUCAGCCAUCUGACCCCCCUGUUAUUGUAAACCUGUCUGCUCUGGGACAGUGUCUACAGUGGAGAGACUGAAAUCAGUUGCACGUGUGUGUCCCAGUAGCAUGUUUUGGGGUUAGGCUUAACCCUUACCUGAUGUCAAACAACUUUUUAACGGGCUUUCAGCUCCGAACCAAUACUCAACCUCUUCAUUUGACAUUUUAUUGUAAUUGUCAUUUAGCAGAUUUUUACAAUUAAGAAGUGAAAUCUUGUACCUCAUAGCUCUCUAUCAAUGCUUUUCAUCCCACCAAACCCUUGCCUUUUCCAUGUCCCUCCCUGAGCGGUUUGUUGAAGUGGUCGACGUCAAACUAGCGUCAAGAUAAGAUUUGAAUGGAAAGGGGUUUCAAACACUUGAAUUAAUUAUUUGUCAGGAAGGACCCCUGGCUGCUUGGUCUCACAAGAGGAUGUUUCUCCUUCAGCUCUCAAUAGCCUCCAUUGUUUCUCUGUAGGCUUUCUUCUGCCAAUUGAGCAGCCAUAGUUUGUUGUUGCUUAAUAAAAGGGGAGCUUUAAUCAAAUGUAGCGAGACUCUGUGUGAUCUAACAUGAUAUGCAUCCGAAAUGUACACAUCAUAGUUAUGUGAUGACGAUCCACACACACCUGCAUGCACACAUACUGUACAUGUAGAAGAGGGGGGGGAGGUCCUCAAUAUACUGUACGAUACAAAGCCAGGACAUACAGCGUAAGGUUGGGCCUCACUGUGCUGUGUGGAAUGUAAAAUCCCAUAACACCGUUUUUAUUUGAAAACUUGCUCCUUGACCUUGAAAACACGUCUUCUGAGAGGUAAGCUGUGUAGGUUUCUUAGAUGAAGGAUGAAAUUCUUAGAGAAUUCCUGGAACAAUAGUGUUUUUCUUCUCAUGAAAAGGAAAAAAAACAAACCUCAAAUUUGCUCGGGCCUCGUCUUUGAAAGGUAAAGGUCGAGCAAGCUGGGCCAUGACGCUAGCAGUUCUGGCGUGUCUCCAGCAAAGCCCCCACUAAAGGAAGGAGUGUUGUGAAGGGACGCACAUUUGUCUGAAGAAGGGUUGGCCUGAUGAGGUAUUCACUGAGAGCAGAAAGUCAAUCCCAGAAAGCAUAUCACUGAUACGGUAUAUGAAUACACAAAUGAGUUAUUUCAAGUCAUGGAAGAACUUCAUGAGAAAUGAGGACUCCUAGCCAGUCAGUCUUUUUCGCUCGCUCACUCACCCACUCGCUCACUUGCUCACUCAGGUAUGAAGUUAAUGAAAUCACCGGACAGUUGUGUCCUAGGGGUGCAGGACACUGUUAGGAUUUAGACCAUUACUGACACUGUAUGUGCUGCAGGCUGGUAGCUAUUCAAACCAGGCCACUGAGAGACUUGAAGCUCUGCUUUCAGAGCCAGCGCAAUGUACAAUGCCUACAGUUCUGGUAGUGCUGGUGAGCAUUGAAUUCUUGUGUCAUUUUUUGAAAUUUAGUCAGGAUUUUUUUUUUAUAUACCUAAUUUGUUAUAUUUACCCUCUAAUUUCUAUAUUUUCUUUCUGUUAACGAUGCAAGAGUCGUUUUUCAAGAUGCCUAUUCAACAACUGAAUUGCAUUAGCUUGGCAAAGACGACAUCUGCCAUUUGUUUUCCAAGCAAUUAUGAUCAUCAUCACGCAAGUGCACCUCUCGUUCAGCCAGGCUUUAUUCUCUAAGUCUUUGUCACGGCACAGCCAAGAUAUGUAGAUCCCAAACAGGCCUGCUGCUGACGCUUGUCUAUCUUCAUUUUCCCUCACUCCUCCUCUCAGUGCCACAUAAUCCGUUUUGGUGUACAGUACAGAGACAAACACCGUAGCACUAGUUCAUGUCAUGCGCUCACACAACCAUCGUGAACAGCAGGUGUUGUCUAUGCCCUUAAAAUGCAGGUGCUCCUAUUUCCUGCCAGGUUACGUCAUCCGAGCUCACCAGAAACGUAACCCUGUAAGUCAAUAGACCGAUCGACAGACCUUAGUUCUGUUUCCUCCAACCGUGCCGACCCAAUCAGAAAGAAGCUUCUGGGCCGAAUGCCAAGCCACUGUUUGUGUAUGACCUUGGAUGAAGGUGCCUUGGGGUUUACUCGAGGAAAACUCGGACCAGAUCGCCCUCUCCUUCUGUGUCUUACACACACGCGUACACACAUUGCUGUGCAAUAUCUUUGAGCACUAAUCAUCCAUGUAAUUGAGAUUAUUUGAAUCAACAGGCUGAUGUAGUCUCUGGCCAGAAGCCACCAUAUUCUCCUGCUAGCUCUACUGCUUAUCUAACCUUAGAUGCUGUUUUUGUAGUUUUCAAGUACAGGUAGGGGAGUUUCACAUAGCACAGAGGUGACUGUUAUUCUGCUCAACAAUGGGUUUCAGGAGUGGCUUGUGAUUGGCUCGUUGGAGGACACAUCCCUGGUGUGUGUGUGUGUGUGGUGCGUCUCCACAGUGUCAGCUGACAUCUCGUUGUCAAGCAGAGAAAAGGCAGUAGGACACUUAAUUAAGUGUACCCGAUGGUGUGGGUGUGUGAAUUAAUAUACAUUCUUAAGGGACAACACCAGACACACAGUUCAGACACAUUUUGUGUCUGUUUAUUAGUUUGAUAGUUAUGUCACUGCACUUUUUUUUAACCUUAAUUUAGUGUGUUUUGGUCAUUUUAUUCAGACUUAACCAUCUAGGCCUCUUAAGGGUCCCAAGACCGGUUUAUGGAAUGGCGUCACGUUCAAUCAAUCAUGCCUCCUAUCUACAUAAAGGGCUACAGCCAACCGAUAAUCAGAUUACAGUGGAUUAUAGUUUAGAUAUUUUUGAAAUACAUAGGCCUACUCUCUCAUUUUAAUUUAACCCUAACCGAUGUGAAUCUGCACUGGGGAUUAAGUGUGUUUGUAAACUGUGCAAACAAUCAUUGUUCAUUGUAUCACCAGUUCAGCAGGUUUGUUCAAGCAUUGUCAAGGUGAGAGAAAACAUAAAUCACGUUGCCUGGUUUCAUUAUUCAUGUACCAACGGCCAGGUCGAGCCUCUUAGCCAAUUAUCUGCGUUGACAGUCGAGACGGGGUUUACUAUGAAUGAGGCUCCACUGGUCUGGUUUGGGAUCGGGUACGGAACCGGGGAGGAACGUGGCAGAGACACUUCCAUAAUUGAUGCUCGGGGGAGGAAAACACGGUUGUCAUGGUUGCUCUUUCAAAGGCUUGUAUUGAAAUUAAAACACAAAAGAUUUAUGUACAAGUCUAGUGCGCGCAGGACUCAUUGGUGCCUUCAUGUGCACGCAGAAGAUAACUUGAUUCUCAACAACACGGUUGUGGAGGAUAAUUCUGGUGAAUUCCAAAUCUGGUUACACUUUGCCAACUCUCUCUAGUGAUAGCCGAACGUUGAGUCGGGGCCAGUGAUGCCACCCCCCUCCUCAGGUCCGCCCGCCGUGCCCCCACCAGACGGGGGCUGGGGCUGGGCUGUGGUGCUUGGAGCCUUCAUCUCCAUCGGCUUUUCAUACGCCUUCCCCAAAGCCAUCACCGUCUUCUUCAAAGACAUCCAGAAGAUCUUCGGGGCUUCCUACAGCCAGAUAGCAUGGAUCUCCUCCAUCAUGCUCGCUGUCAUGUACGCUGGAGGUCCUAUAAGCAGUAUCCUGGUGAACACGUAUGGCUGCCGGCCUGUCAUGAUCAUGGGAGGCAUGCUGUGUUCUUUGGGGAUGAUCUCUGCAUCCUUCUGCAACAACGUCAUGCAGCUUUAUUUCUGCAUUGGUGUCAUCGGAGGGCUGGGUUUGGCCUUCAAUCUCCAGCCUGCGUUGACGAUGAUUGGCAGGUAUUUCUUCAAGAAGCGCCCCAUCGCCAACGGCCUAGCCAUGGCCGGCAGUCCGGUGUUCCUGAGCACCCUGGCUCCUCUGAACCAGUGGCUGUUCAACUUCUUUGGCUGGAGAGGAAGCUUCCUCAUCCUGGGGGGGCUGCUGCUCAACUGCUGCGUGGCCGGGGCCCUGAUGCGGCCCCUGGGGCCCCCGCCGAGCAAGGCGAAGAAAGACGAGGAGCUGGCCCUCACCGCCAAGACCACGGCCAAGAAGGAGAAGGCCACAGCCUGGCAGACGGUCAACAAGUUCCUGGACCUGUCGCUCUUCAAGCACCGCGGUUUCCUCAUCUACUUGUCGGGCAACGUCAUCAUGUUCCUGGGCUUCUUCUCGCCCAUCGUCUUCCUGGCGGCCUACGCUAAGGACAUGGGCGUGGACGAGUACUCGGCCGCCUUCCUGCUGUCCAUCCUGGCGUUCGUCGACAUGUUCGCGCGCCCCUCCAUGGGGCUGCUGGCCAACUCCAAGUGGGUCCGUCCCAGGAUCCAGUACUUCUUCAGUUUUGCCGUCCUCUACAACGGCGUGUGCCACAUCCUCUGCCCGUUUGUGGAGAACUACACGGGCCUGGUGGUGUACGCCGUGUUCUUUGGGUUUGCGUUCGGCAUGGUCAGCUCGGUGCUGUUUGAGACCCUCAUGGACCUGGUUGGGGCCCAGAGGUUCUCCAGUGCCGUGGGCCUCACCACCAUCGUGGAGUGCUGCCCGGUUCUCCUCGGACCUCCACUCGCUGGCAAACUGGUAGAUGUCACCAAGAAUUACAAGUACAUGUAUUUCUGCUGUGGUGCCGUGGUGAUCGUAGCCAGCAUCUGGUUGUUCAUCGGGAACUUCAUCAACUACAGACUCCUAGAGAAGGAGCGUAAGCAGGCGGAGAUGUACAAGCGGACUGAGACGGACGACCCUGACCAGGAGCAGAAGGAGGCGGACGGGGAUUUGCAGGCAUCAGAGAGCCUGGCCAACAACGGACCAAAGGACGACGACGCUAUGCAGCGGGAGACCAACAUCUAGAACGUUCUCUCUUCUGCCUUGCCCUGCCAACACCCCCACACCCUCCCCCCCACGCCCCCCCAACACACCAACCCACAUACCUGCUGCCAUCACCACGCCCUCCACGAAUAUCAGACGGUUCCUAGAGGGCAGGCCAGCGGUUCCCGUUCAACUCGCUCCGUUCCGAUGUCCAUUCAGGGUCUCCGCGCUAGGAGCUUUCCACACUCCGCUCUUUAACUGCCAAAGUGACGAUGACGCGUGUUGCGUCGUGAGGCGCAUUUCUCAAUGGAAAAAGGACUGUCAUGAAUACUAUGGAUGUGUCAGCUGGGAAGAUCAUGUACAAUAUGCAAGGGAGAGACUCAGGAAGCUGUUAAUGUGGGAGAAUGAAUCAUGUCAUAUAUCUAGGAAUCUGUGAUUUAAGAACGCAAUGUGUAUUUUAAGUCUCCGCCACUAAACCUACAGUGUCACGCACCUCAGUAAUAUGGGGAGGGUAUAGCUCAGUAGUUAGAGCACUUGACUGUGGAUCGAAAGGUCUCGGGUGCAAAUCUACCCCUGUACAGCAUAUUGCUUUGGAUAAUAGCUUUGUUUGGAUGAAUACACUAUUACUAGUAUUAACACAUUCAACUGACUGAGGUCAGGCACUUGAAGUUGUGCCAACGUGGUUUUAGUUGAUCUUCUGGUGCCCAUGUAUUAUGCUGCCCUAUAGAACUUUGUGUCAGCUGAACAACCCAGCUGACAUAGGUAAGAUAGAGGCCACACUGUAAUCUACCAGUGCAUAAUGCACACUGAGUCCACAUACGUAUGAAUAUAUGCUGUACCACUGUCAACGAGGCCCACUUGAGGCCCCAAUUAAGACCUCUUUUUUUUUAAACAAAUGCAAUCCAAUCAAAUCCAGUGAAUGUGAGGGUAAAUCUGCUCAUUAUCUGGCUGUCUUCAAUGGCCUUAACGAACACCUCCUGCCACCAACGUCCUCUAGGAAUAUAUAUUAAAGGUUAAUACCAAAUAUUUAACCCCAUGAGCAAUAUUACCUAUACUUAUCCAUCGCAUUAAAGCAUGUAUUUGACCAGGGAUAACUAUUAGUGUGGGACAUGGGGAUGGGUCAUUUUUGGGUAGUAGCUGUUUCACUUUCACCAAUGAUGCAUUGCCUUAAAUGAAAAAGAAUGCAACAAACUUGAUUCUGUAUCUAUAUAUAAAGUUAUAGUAUACACUAUUUAUUCAAGUGUUCUUGAACACUGUGAGUCUGAGACAUUGUGGACUUGUCUUAUCACCAGGAGUGUUCAUUCAUUACUCCUUAUGUGUUUGUAGUUCCACUCUCAUUAGAUGGACAUAUGUAAACAAUACCGGUGUUAAAUUAACACCUUGAAAUGUGAUGUGUAGAAUUCUCACAUCCAAUUGGUUUGUAUAGGAAAGCAUUUCUUACAACUUAGAAAGGUGUUUGAAGAAUGCUCAACAGCUGUUACUAUACUAACUAAUAACCUGUAACAUGUAAUCAUCUAUCUACUGUAUGUGCAUAUACUGUCAAACAGCCCAUUGCGUUAUAACACCCGUACAGUAUGUUAUUCAUGUGUAGUGUGAAAUUCAAAAAAGGAAAUAAGAGUUAUCAUACAUGUAAUUUUAAUUGUGUGGUUUUCAAUAACUUAACAACCAUAUUUAAAUAUAGUUCAGAAGAUUCAAUAUAGCUUACUGUACAAUAUAGUAUAAGAUGAUCUAUCUUUUGAUUUUUCUGAGCAUAUUAGUGAAGGAGUUUAACAUCUAUUUGCUUCUAGUAGAGGUGUUAACUUAACACACAAACACACAUUCUAGUUUACUAACACACUUUGUCAGCUAACAGCCAUUGUUCUAGAUCCAUUUUUUCUUGUUUGCCUCUAGCAUUUCAUAGUAUUUUAACAGUUCAGAGUAGACAGUAUUUUUUACAGUAUUAUGACAAUGUAAUUUUCUGUAGUUUUGUCUUGACUGUGGGCAAGAGAGCGCGUAACUGUCAUUUACGUCGCUAGUUGUCUAGUCAGCGUUUUACUUGCACAUGCAAAGACUAUACUCCUAGUCAUAGACAACAGGGUCAGCACAUGCAGUAGAUACUAAUGCAGGAAUGUACUGUACAAUAUUUAUAUACCAGGUAACACUGCCCCCUGCUGGUUUGAAAACCACCACAACUAAAGCAAAACUGAGCUUUCCACUCAUAAAAAAACCCUACAAAAACCACAUCUGGUGGUAUGGUUCUGGUUUGAUGGGGCUGAAUGCAGUUGAGUAUGUGUGGCAGUGGAGUCUUCUCUUACCCAUACCUGUUAACCUGAAUGGGUGUGUAAGAGAUGUUGCUUGCUGUCACUUGUACUUGAAAUUGUACAUCCAUGAUAAACUGAAUAAACACGUGCAUUUUUAUGCAGUUGUAGUAAAAGCGCUUGUAGGCAGUUAUUGUCUUUCUUUUUUUGUAGGCAGAAGAUUGUUUUUGGACACAGCCAUUGAGUGUAAAGUCAAGCUAUUGGAUCUAUUUCCUUUUUGUUUCUUUUUUUUUUUUUUACUGCAAUGUUACGAUGAUUUUUCAAUUAUAAGUUUAAAGUAAACCGCACAUUUUGAUACAAUGCUUAAAAUGUUCACUUUUAUUUUCUUUGUUUCACAGCAUUAUUAUCUAACGAUCUGGCUACUUGGCUACUACUUUGAUUUUGUCAAGAAAACUUGUAACUUUAUUAAGUAUGUCAAGUCUGAAUUAUGAGAAAUGUUCUUGAUUUCUUAUUGAAACGUGUGUUUGUCUGGGUAUGGUGUCAUCAUUAGCGGUCCUUACUUUAACUUGUUUUUAUUUCAUCAAAUCAGAUGAUCAAACGCUAUGCAUUCAAAAGGUAAAUACCUUUUUUGUUUUUGUUUUUUGCUCUUUACGCACACACAAAUGAUAAUUGUUUAUGUAAAUGUUGACAAAAUGAGGAAGUGAUGGCUGAUGUUCUUAUGUUAAUUCCAAUAUGGGCAAAGAAUCUUGGGUGCACAAAUCCGUGUCACUGCUUACUGUAUUGUUUGGUAAGUGAAAACAAAUCAUCUUCAACAUCAUAUGAACUUGAGACCAUACCUGUGGGAUACUUGAGCCACUAAGUAAGACUGAGCUGACAAAAUGUUCUUGGGUGGUUAAAGAGGAUUGAACAAACAAGGAUACAGUCCCUGUGGUAGGAGUGAAGCAACACAAACAUACCUGUAUAAACAAUUUAACAUGUUCUCUUGUAUUCUUUUGUUUAAUACAGUACAUUAAUAUAGACAUGAACAUGGGAAUCAUUUUGGAAUAACCAACUGCCACUGUGCGUAAAAGCUAAUGCUGUUAAUGUCACACUACUAUACAAGACGCAACUAAGAAUGCUAUUAAUAAGUUGGAUAAUGAGCUUACUGUGCCUUGUGAAACUCCCUUUUGAAUAUUCUGUUUGGAUAUCUAAGUUGUGUCGAAGAGUGACUCUUCUUAGUUGUAAACUAAGACAUGAUUCUAAUUUUGACAAGCCAUUUGUAAACAGACAUGCCAGAUUAAGGAACAUAACACAAAUAAUCUGCCAUUGUCUUCUUGAUGUUUACAAACAAGUCUCGUGAACAAUCCAUAUAGAAAACUGCUGUAUUCAGUAUUCAAUUUCUCAUUCUUUCAAUAUUUUCUUUAAUUGUAGAAGAACAGCAGACACAUUUCAAUAUGUUUGCCUUACAUAAGGGGUUAAGAACUCUCUGGUAAACUCAGUCUUGUCAGCUUAACGUCAUACUGCACGUGUUAUGCUAUUCUAGGGAGCCAAGCGCGCAUGAAUGUUUAUAAACAUCUGUUUGCAGGGGUUGUGUGUUCGGCAUAUGAAUGUGUAGAUCAAGUCAUUUUGUCACCAUUUUGUUUUUAAACUAAUUACAUGCUAGGUUACCCAAAAUCUUGAACUUUCUCAUGUGAAUUCUGCAAUCACAAACGUACAAUAACCCCUGCAUCUCAAUGUCAACAGCUUCCAAUACCAUGAUAAUAUAUUAGGUCUACAGUACAAGUUUCAGGUUGUGUCAGGUUGUGUCAGUAUUUCCACUACCUCUGUAGUAGUUGUUUCAGAGUCCGAUGAGUACCACACGGGUAUCCAGAUUACUAAUACAUUUUUGUAAUUGUAAUAUAAUGUUACCCUAUAUCACAAUAGUCAAAUAAAAUAUAUACAUAUAUGUUGA
Molecule: messenger RNA, 8947 nt
Organism: Hypomesus transpacificus
Lineage: Eukaryota; Metazoa; Chordata; Actinopteri; Osmeriformes; Osmeridae
Product: monocarboxylate transporter 2-like
Exons: 5
Coding region: 3377-4822 (481 amino acids)
Biological process (GO): monocarboxylic acid transport; transmembrane transport
Cellular component (GO): membrane
Molecular function (GO): monocarboxylic acid transmembrane transporter activity
Source: RefSeq, a predicted model, not a curated record